AUGCGUUGUCGCUAUGUUGCGCUCGCACUAGCUAUAGUAUUCUUCGCUAGCUCAAAUGCAACCGAAAAUUCGAAGAGGGUCACUGCUGAUAUCCCUGCUGCCGUUCUGUCCAUCUCUGCGGACGAGAAGCACUACAGGCUCUUGAGGGCCGAAAGCACCGCGGAUGCGAACGACGAAGCGAGAGGAUUCAGUCUCAAGUCAAUUCCUGGUCUCUCGAAACUCACAAGUAUGUUCAAGACAAAGAUCACGCCUGGUACACUCCUAAACUGGGCCAACAAGGAGAAGUCGCCGGACUACGUGUUCCUAAAGUUAAAGCUUGACAAGACAGGGCAUCAACUUUUUGACAACCCGGAUAUCAACGUUUGGGCUGCUUAUACGAAUGCCGUAGUGAAAUCGAAUGCCGACGACGCGAUGCUCACGACAUUGAGGGCUCGCUACAGCGACGAUGCUCUAGCCAAGAUGUUCGAAACGGGCAAAAAGGUAACACAUAGCGAAAGCGUCGCCACUAAACUACAAAGUCGGCAAAUGGAAAACUGGAUGGCCGCUAAGAAGACGCCAGAUGAUGUGUUUAAGAUUCUUUUUCUUGACAAGGCUGGUGUAGGAGUCCUCGACAGCUCGGUCCUUGCAGGUUGGACCACCUACAUGAGGUUCUUCAACUCCAAACAGGAGAAUAGGAAGAAUCGAGUCACGUUGAUCAGUACACUUACGACACACUACAAAGAUCGAGGGGUUCUGGACAUUAUCGAAGCGGCCAAGAAAGUACCCAGCACGGCUAGGACUGCGAAACUAUUGGAAGCGAAUCAGAUUCAGUUUUGGCUGAAGAACGAAAGAACACCAGACGAGCUGCUCACGUUGCUGUCCCUCGACAAGGCCGGAGACCAGCUUCUAGCUAGUCCACUUUUUCAGACUUGGUCCAAGUACAUUAACUACUAUAAUAAGGAGUACCCCGGCGAGGCUACAACUGUGAUGAAGAAACUGACGUAUCAUCUUGGCGGGGAAGAAGUUAUAGGGAUACUUGCAGCAGCGCGGAAGACAGGGGAUGAUCUCCUAGACAAUCCACAGUUUAAGUAUUGGGGGAAGUACGUGGAGGAUUUCAAUUUGAACCCGCAACUCGAGGAUCUAGUGUCCAUUAUUGACAUAGUACGGAAGAACUUUGCGGAUGACGUACUGGCGCAUAUGAUUGUCACCGGGAUGAAGGCUCCGAGUACGAAAAGUAUGGCGCAGCGAAUGGAGGACGAGCUCUUCAAGGGAUGGAUAACAAACCUGAAGACGCCUGACGUUGUCUUUAUGUAUCUCACACUGAAUAAGGCGGGAGAAAAGGUAUUCGAAAACCCACUCUGGAGCAUGUACACAAAGUACUUAGACCACUUCAAUAAAGUGGUACCGAUGAAUCAAACUACGAUGAUAUCAGCAUUUGCGAGAAACUACGACAGGGAAGCACUAGCAAAAAUUCUCAUUGCGGCGAAGAAAGAUCUGCGUACGGAGAGACUCGCUUCGAAGUUGUAUACUGAACAAAUCCAACGCUGGCUGACUACCAAGGACCCGCCAGACCAGAUCUUCAAGGCGCUCAAGCUUGACGAGGUAACAGAUGACAUUUUCACCAGCCCAUUAUUCAAUACCUGGAGCGCGUACUUGGAUGAUUUCAAUGCGAAGUUCCCCGAUGAGAAAGUUUCUAUGAUCGAUACGUUCCGUACCAACUCUGACGAUGCAUUUCUGGCGAAGAUGUUCGUCAACGCAAAGGAGAUUCCGGCCAUGGAACAGCUCGCGACCAAGUUGCAGGCUGACCAGCUUCAGCGUUGGCUGGCGAAUCGAGAUACCCCGGAUGAUAUUUUCAGAGCACUCAAGCUUAACGCUGCAGUGGACGAUGUUCUAGCUAAUCCGUUGUUGAACACUUGGGCCACAUACUUGGAGGACUUCAAUGCCAAGUUCCCGAGGUCGAAAGUGUCGAUGAUUGAUACCUUCCGAGAGUUUUUUGGUGAUAAAGCUCUGGUAAAGAUGCUGGUGGCUGCAAAGGAGGUUGCGAGUACCAAGAAAAUCGCCAUGGAUUUGGAGACUUCGCUCAUCAACAAGUGGAUUCUUACUAAGAAGACCCCAACGAUCGUAUCCAAAUCUCUAGGGACAGAUGAGGGGAGCGCGAAGCUGCUGAAAAGCUACACCACCCUGUACAUGAAAACGGACGGGGGUGAUUUCCUUGGCGUUUGGUUUUCAUUUGUGGCUUCAAUACGAAUGUGAGCAACCCGACAAAUAGAGUAGACUAGCCACGUUCCGUGCUAUAGUCGAGAGGGAUAUUAACCCUUUAAAAAAAACAUUCAGCCCUAUAGAGUCAUUACAUCCUAAUUUUGUUUGUACAGUGUAGAAGUACGAUGAAUAACGAA
Molecule: messenger RNA, 2375 nt
Organism: Phytophthora nicotianae INRA-310
Lineage: Eukaryota; Oomycota; Peronosporomycetes; Peronosporales; Peronosporaceae
Exons: 2
Coding region: 1-2232 (743 amino acids)
Source: RefSeq, a predicted model, not a curated record